This is a messenger RNA of Nematostella vectensis (starlet sea anemone), 1630 nucleotides long. Its product is annotated as chitinase-3-like protein 1. Gene Ontology annotation, cellular component: extracellular region. Lineage: Eukaryota; Metazoa; Cnidaria; Anthozoa; Actiniaria; Edwardsiidae. Gene Ontology annotation, molecular function: chitinase activity; chitin binding. The coding region runs from base 24 to 1439 and encodes 471 amino acids. The transcript has a single exon. Gene Ontology annotation, biological process: carbohydrate metabolic process; chitin catabolic process. The record is from RefSeq and is a predicted model, not a curated record.
UACCUCCCAACACUAGCUUGAUCAUGGCACGAGUUUUGGCUAUCUUGAUACUUUGCUUCGUCCCUUUCGCCCUGUCAGAAUAUGUGAGGGUGUGCUACUACACCAACUGGUCCCAGUACAGACCCAAGGGGGGCACCUUCUGGCCUGAGGAUAUCGACCCUCAUCUCUGCACCCAUGUCAUCCAUUCGUUUUCCAAGGUCAACUUAACUACCCAUGUGAUGGAAAAAUACGAAAAGAACGACUUUGACUUGUAUAAGAGGAUCAACGCCCUGAAGAAGAUCAACCCAAAACUCAAGACCCAGAUAGCCGUGGGGGGCUGGACGCACGAAGAGAAAAACAGCCCCUUCUCCAAAAUGGUCGCGACGAAAGAGAAGCGUGCGAUCUUCAUCAAGUCGGCCAUAGAAACUCUGAGAACGCACGGCUUUGACGGAUUGGAUUUGGACUGGGAAUACCCCGGAAUGCGCGGAGGAUCUCCUAAGAGCGACAAGGGAAGAUUCACUCUUUUGUGCCAGGAGUUGAGAGAUGCGUUCGAGGCUGAGGCGAAGGCAACCGGGAAGGAGCGCCUUCUUCUGACAGCCGCCGUGGCGGCGGGACUCUGGACGAUCAAGGACGCCUAUGACAUAGAGGGGAUUUCUAAACCACUAGACUGGAUAAACGUCAUGACAUACGACCUCCACGGCACGUGGGAACCCAAGACCGGACACCACACGGCCAUGGGCCCUGACGGAGACAAGCUCACGCUGCCAUUCGCCAUUUGGUACUGGAUGAACAAUAGGGACACCUGGGAAAAGCCAGGAAUCAGGAACGGAAUGCCGGCUAACAAGAUCGUGCUCGGAUUGGGAACGUACGGUCGAGCGUUCGGUCUUGAAAGCGCAGGAAACAAUGGACUUGAUGCGGCCCGGAACUACGCCUAUACACCCGAGGGAAAGUACACCGGUGCCAAGGGAUUCCUAGCUUACUUUGAGAUCUGCAAGAUGGGUCUAACGGUGGUGGAGAAUAACAAGGCAAAGGCUCCUUAUGGCUACAAAGGGCAAGACUGGGUCGGAUUCGACAACCCUAAGAGUCUGAUUUACAAGAUCGACAACGUGGUGAAGAAGAACCAGCUACGUGGUGUCAUGUUCUGGGCCAUCGAUCUGGACGACUUUAGCGGUGAGCACUGCGGACAAGGAAAAUACCCACUGAUGAGCGCAGUCAAGAAUUACCUGACAAACGGGGUACGGCCCACUUUCCCACCAGCCACCGCCCCUCCACAGACCCUCCCCCCUGCUACAGACCCCCCCAGCGCUACUACGGUAGCCCCCACCACUGGGGGCGGUGGGGGUGGUGGAUCCGGAGGAUGCAAGGCUACGGGCGCUUGGGCAGGGGACGCGAACAUGGACCAAUGGUGUAAGGACAAUUGUGCUGUUGGGUACUGCCCCACCAGCAUGUGUGUCUGCUAGAGAACCCAGGGGGUCCCUCAUCCGGAUCCCCAGGGGGUCCCUCAUCCUGAUCCCCAGGGGGUACCCUUCUAACCAUAUGAGCCAAGAGCCUAAUUACUGAUAAGCACAGCCAGCUGAUGAAGAAAAAUGAGGCCCUUUUUUGGGACCAGAAAAAGUGAUUAAGAAUUGAAAUUAAAAUCAUCAACUAUAAA